ACUAAAAUAGCUUUUUCUACAAUAUUUUGAUCGUUUUUAAGAUACAAUCAAGCAGUUAGUGAUACGAAAUCGCAAAAACAGAAAAUGACAAAUAUUGCUAAUAAAUAACAAUCAAAUUCUGUUUUAAAAUUUCAAAUGCUCCAAUCAUUUCGCCUUCAACGCUCAAAUAACAAGACACGCAUUUUGAUCGGUACAACCACCCACGGUAUAUCUAAUCAUACCUGUCAUGUAAGACACUGCUAACCAAAUAAAAGGAAAGGAAAGUAAUCGACCAAUAUCGUACCGCCGAACGCGAAUCAAACUAAAACGCCACCAACUACCGGUCUCCACGCAUAAAUGCCCAGCGCUAAUAGCUUCGGAGACAGGAAAGUUGUUUUGAAAUUUAAUACAUUUUUUAAAUUUCACUACAAAGUAUUUUUUCGCAUUUCAAAGUGCUAUUCUUCCUUCCAACUUGGAAAACUGCGGAAAAAAAUCGCACACACAAAGGAAAAGCGCAUCCUCAUAGUUUUUAUUAUUUUUUUGCGGACGGUCAUGCGCGACCGAUUUGUUUUGAACCAUUUUGCGAUUUACUCGCCUUAUUAUCGGGCAAAGUUUUGUGGUAAUGAUUUUGUAUUUGAUAUCAGUCCACAUUUAACCUGGGUGUUCCCUCUCUCCUUCAUUUCUCUGUCAAUGAACGACAAGAAAGUGCAUCAAAAAGCUAACUCUGCACAACCCUUAACGUCGUUCCAUCCUUUCGCCCCCAAAUGGGAGUCUCUCGCGAGCCGGUGAACUAGCGGGGCUAAUUAAUUAACUUUUUAAUAUCUUCAACUUUUCUCCACAAUCAAGCGGAUGAAGCCAAUGCACCCGGCAAAACAAUAGUGCCGUAGUGCGUGCGCUGGUGUGGUGAAACAAUGGAACCGCGUAUGCUGUGUGUUGCGUGUCAUCGGGCACAAAACCUACCGUCCCAUCGGGUUUGAUCUGUUUUUUUUUGUCUUCUUCGUAUCGCAGAUGAACUUUUGCAGAAAGUUCACUUUCAUCGCUAGCAUCGCCGGUGACGGUCGAUGUUUGGGGGGGGGUGUAGAAAUCAACCAAAGGAGAAACCCUCCAAAGCUCCAGAUUGAAGGCGGCGCAACUAAAUUAAAUGUUGUUGUGUCAGUAUUAACAAGCUUCGUUAGACGAGGAGUUCAAUACCUGGAAUAGGAAGGUCUAGGUUUGAGCAUCUUAGCCUAACUACUCUUACACACAUAUUCGAUCUGUCUCGCUUAGAGGAAACCUCGAGAAUUUCCAGGUCCUAACUCACAACAGCACUUUCAAACUGGACGUUCCAUCUACGUCUUCGAUUCUCGUACUUUGUCCACUUCUUUCUGCUCCCCAACAUAACUACUGCCAAAGGUUCUAUCGCCUAGCGGUUGUUUUAUGAUUGUAAACUCAUCAAAACGGACCCGCCCGUUAGCUUGCUGAUCAUUUCCUACCAAAAGAGCAUUACGCUGAUGAUUGCCCAGUUAGGCAACUGCUCUGAUUGCUCGUAAAACAAAGAUUUAGAUCGAAAAAUGGAAUUUUUCACUUGGCAAAUUUUCUUCUCAUGUUCUUUUCCUGUCCAGUUUAAAGCAUUUUGAUUCUGUGCGCCAAACUUCUCGUGCAGUUCCAGAACCAGUUCUGACGUCUGUUAAAUGAAACAGCACGCAAUUCAAAACGGGUAAGGUAGUAAAACGCUUACAAUAAGCUCUCAACAAAAUAAAAACUUACCACGUACUGCGAUGGGAGCGUUUUCCGUUCUGUACUAUUGUAGGCUAGAAUUCACUCUAUUUUAAUGUUUGCCGUAAAAAAUGGUUUUAAUAACUUAACGACCUUACUUAUUAUUAUCUACUCACUUUUUAAAAUAUUUUAGUUACUGUAUAGCAUUCAAAGAAGAACCAUUUGAAAAUCAGCUAUAUUAAUUUUAUGUAAAUAUUUUAUCUUGGGAAAAAAUUCACCCCUAACCGAAUGCUACUCCUUCCCAGUCUUUGGUACGAAGCGCAUCAAAAGCUUUGAUUCAAUUAAUUCAUAUUUUCUGCUGGCUAGAAAUGGAAAUAAUGAACAGCUUAGUGGCGUUUGUAGCAAUCAACAUUUAAUGAACCAUAAGCCACUUCUUUUCCUUACACACUUUCACUUUCAUUAUAACUGGAUGUAAGCUAACGAGCAUAACUGUGGAAACCCAAGAUGGUUAGGGUUAUAUCUACAUCGGUAAUAAAUUUAUUUGACAGCCACAUGAGGCUAUCAUCUCUGGGAGUGCUCUCAAGUGCUUGUAACUAGUGACCUAUUCUUGUCUGUAAUAUCUCCGAUUCUACCUUCAGACUCUUAUUAUCAGAUUCUUAAAAAAGAUUGACACACUUCAUUAUCGCUACAAAACGAUCGACCCGCGGCACAUGAAACCUUUUAGUGUACUGCGAGACCCAAAUUCUGACAACUUCUCAGUCCCUUUAACAGGUGACAUAUCUAAGACCUGGGAAAUCAUCUUCCCCUGGGUUAAAUCUGCCGAUGUCUGCUAUUCUUAAGCAGCGGGCUUAUGAUUGCACGGCUGUGCAUUAGCAAUUUUCUCCGGAAGUUCCAAAUUCCGUUAAUGAUGCAACAAUGGACGGGACUGAGAAUUUCUGCUGGGAAUAACACACGCACACACGCCUACACUGUCCAGCUGAGCAACUAAAACGGCGGGUGGCUGAGAAAUGGUACGACCGCCCAAAUGUCGACAAAAUAUUUGAACACUCCACUUUAGCUUGUCCUCACGUGCCUAGAUCUCUCUCCCGCCCCGAAACUUCCCGACCGUUAGUACGUACCUACCGAAAAUUUUAGCCAGCGAACUAGAUUCCAAUUAUUCUAACGGCGCCCGUUAGAGAUGGCCCGGUUAUUUUUUGUUUUGCGGGACGACUUUAGGUAGAGUUUUUCGGGAGACUCUGAAGGCACGUUUCCGGGUGCGGUCUAGCGUCUAUUUUCUGAGUGCCAAAUGAAAAAUAGGUUAAUCAGUAAUUACCGAUGAUGAAACCAGCGAGGCUAUGAUUGAUGAGUGAGGGUUUUGGGGCAAUUGAGCUUUUUUUUGUGCAACUGCUGUGAUGUACUGCACUGAUGACGCUUCGCCCGGGCUGAUAAUGGAUGAAGCAAUGAUGUAAUGAUUGUUGAGCAGUUUUGUUAAGCUGCUAGCUGCGCUUGUUUUCAAUUUAGAGCAACCCAUUGGUCACACGUUCUUAUGAAUGGCCAUUCGUGUAGGUUUGAAUUUGCCGAAUGACAUGGUUUAGUUACCUCAAGUAAUUUAUUUCCUGGAUAUGUUUCUGGAUCUCUCGAUGCUUACUGCUAGUUUGGACCUCCUACAUUAAAUGAUUCUUAUAUGAGGCGCUGCUAUAUUAAAGUAAAUUGUCCUAAAAUCUAUAACAAAACACAAACAUUUGGACCCCAAUGCUUUCAGUGUACCCAAAAUUAAGACAUCAUCUCCUGAAGACUAAAUUCGCAACAACAACAAAAACAUUCGAUUUAAUUCAUAGUCUGUUUGAAACACGUACUCUAUUUCCUCAUUUGCAUUUAGCAAACGCUAAUGGAGCUACGCUAAUUUCGAUCAAUGAAAGUAAAACAAUCGGCAAUGUGCACACACAGCACUGGUAAAAGGUUUCCACUCGUCAACCUUUCAUUUUCCACAACCACUAACCAUCAGUCGAUCAAAAUUUAAAUACUCGAGCCAGUUCCUUACCCACCCAUCGUCCAUUAGCACGGAUCUUUGGGUUAAAGUUCACGUCAUCAAACUCGACCCUCCACAUACACGGGACAGUCGUUAACCAAGCAUGAAAAGAGGAGAAGACUCCAAAUGCUUCCCGACGGCAAAGCUUUAGUACUCACCGUUCACGUUAGCUUUUCCAAACGUCGGGAAAUUCCGCUCACUAAGCUACGGCAGCGGCAGCGUUCACAAUCCCUCCCCUUAGCAAAGCGGCGGGGGUGAGAAAACCACCCUCGCAAGCUGUGGAAAAGCAAGUACGCGUGUUCUCCCCCGUUUGGUACCUAUGACAAGCAAGAGAGAAACAUCGUCGGAAAAACACCCCGACUAAAGAGAGGCCUGGCAUGGUGCGAGAGCAUAAACAAACAGAAACCACCAAUAGCCUGCGGUGGCUGCAGCAAUUUAUUACAAUUUCACCCUUUUCCCAGUUCGGUCGUGCCUUCGAUCGUGGUUAGACGCUUGCGCACCUGGACGGUCACGUUUAAGUCAUGUCUGUGUUGACGCUCGCCUUAGGCAAAGGAGCCUAGUUAGGGGAACCGUUCAGUGAUUGAAUCAUUUGCUGACGAUCAAUUGACAGCCGUACAGAACAAACUAGUGAAGUGAUCAAAUGUACUGCAAAGAAGAGUGAUUUUUGGAGCUGCUGUUAAAUGCCAUUUGCGAUAAGCCUAUCGAAGGUCGAUAACGCAAAAUCAAGGAAGAGCAUCUCACGUUACGUGAACUUCGACGACCUCGUGCAAAUUAGCAACGCUAAGAGCAACGCUACGCGUUAAAAAGCUUCCACAUUGUACGAUCUUCCGAAUCGGGCACUUCCUGCGGAUGCCGAUGCGGUGAUCGAUGUAGUCGCAUUCUCUAGUGCAGAUAGCUACGAUAGCCCGCGGUCGUACCGCUGAUCGGUGCGGUUCGAACGGGUAGUGGUUACGUUACGUGACGCCUUCGACACAAUAAUAUAGCUCUCGCUCUGCGCAAGACGGUGCACCGUGUGGUGGCAUGUGUGAAUGAUAAUUACGCGCCGUUACAGGCAAGCGUGCGGGACCACUUCGAAAGAAAAGUGAUGUCUGGGGUGCCCCUCGGUGAAGGAAAUCAAAUUUUAAUCACCCUCGACACUACCACCGCACAUCAUCUAAUCACUCGGUGCGUUGCGGGCACGCAUCGGUUGCCGCAGCGAAAUCAGGUGUGAUUUAAACUAAGACCCAAAUGUGACCGACCCAAACACGAACCCCCGGCGCCUCCUCCGACCGCCUGUUCAAAUCGUAGUGAAUGAAAAUAACGAAAAUUAUUUUGAAAUCAGUUUUUCAUUUCCCGGGUGCGGAGUUGAUGGUAAAGUGGUGCGUGAAGUGAGCGCUACACGAAACGCUAUUUCGGUGAUGGUGCAAGUCUUUUGAAGAACCUUAAUCCGUAAUCGAUCGUGAAACGAUUUUGCACUUCAAAAGAAUCACGUCGUCUGUGUUGUAGCCAUAGAGAAACUUCAGCUUAUGCGAGUAGUGUGCAAAGAUCCGAAGGUGUGAAGUGCUCCAAUUUCUCAAUAUCUCGGCCAAAAUCCCAAGUUACCUUCGAGCGAAACAUAGUGUUCGAAGGGAGUGACCAACGUGUUUUUUCUCCUUCGAAUAGAAUACUAAUCGGAACGUGUUGGAGGUGUUGAGUUUAUCUAUGGUACUCUUAACACAACACUCAACCGACAAGCGCAUACCACGCACCACCAGAGAGUUCCGAAUCCGGAUAACGGUGCUAUUUCUAGUGGGCAUCGAUGUGAACAAUGUCGUCAGCCGUGGGUUAUAACACCUCGGGCUCGAAACCGAUUCGGCACGAUUGAUCAGCGACAGUGUCACACUGAUCGUGGCCAGAGUUAUACGCCAACCUCGUAAUGUACACGUGCGCAAAGUCUGUAUGGCGUAAUCUCCACUACCGUAGCGGAAGGACUUAAUUGAAGAGCUUACGUAUUCUUCUGCCCUGCCGAGGUACCUUCCUGACCUAUGGUAGCAAAACAGGUAGUGUGUCCGAAGCGUGGAGUGCGUCCGAUCUCUAGUCGGGUCUGGAAUCGAUCAGCUGCGAAUAACAUUAGGAUCCGCUAGCAACCCCUUAGCUUCCGGUAAGCGGAGCACCAGUAGUGGUUCGUGGAUCAUACGAUCGAGCAUAAGCUCGUUGGUUGAUUGAAGUAUAAUGAGUGUUGACUGAAGUGUGUUUACGUGAUUUGUAGCUGGUUGGGUCACAGCUAACCAGCCCGUAACAUAAUACAAUCUGAAAACAGAAAAUUUAGAAGCUGCGAGUGUACGCUCAGUGAGGUGAAAGAAUGUGAGCAGAUCGUGUGUGCAUUCUGUCAGCAUCAAAUGUCAAUUAGUUUUCGCUCAGAAUAGCAUAACUAACCGCGUAAAGGAAAUCCCCCCCGGGCAAGGCUUGUUACAUGUUCUACGGUCCGGUGGUGGUAUAUACGAUUCGCUAUGGUAGCGUUUUAAGUGGCCAAGUGAGUGAGUGUGUGUGAUCCUAGAAUUGCUCAUGCGUGACGUGUGAACAAAGUGUCCCGGACCCUCCAAAAAACAAAAGGUCUGAAACCCUUCGAAAACCAUAACGUAAAACACUCAGUGGCAGUGGUUUUCUGUAGCUCCAGAACGAAAGUGAACGUAACGAGAUACAUCCGAUUCGGGCUCGGAUGUCGUUGGUGUGACGGGUUCCUUAGGUGGAACCGGGUCCCGGGUGCAAGUGUCAGUCCCAUCGUACCGGGGAGCAUCGUUCACAGUGUGUGGCAGACGUCAGUAAGCUAAAACUCCCCGAACGGAUCACCGAACGAACGACAGCCGCUAAUUGGAUUCUGUGUGCGGAGUUCUGGAAGGCCACUCUCGAACGACGUCUCGCAAACGGAUGUGUGCCUUUUCGAUCGCACCAAAGGCCUCAUAAACAAACGCCACGAUCAUAACGCAAACCGGUCAGUCUGUCCUCAUGCAAUACCCGAUCGUGGCCGGUCCGGUUACCGCCACCGGUAAGGUCGUGGCACUGCACAAAUCAAUCGCUGGCGUGUAGAAUACAUGCCGUCCAGUUCGGUAGUGUACCAUUCGCUCGAACGGACGCACCAGCACAAAACCUUACACAUUGCUUGCGGAUAAGCGGAAGGGUUUCCGUCGCGUGCAGUUUCGUCGACUCUAGACCGAUCCACCCCGAGAGAUGAUUUGUACGGACGACUGCACCUGCAGCUUGUGCAGGGAAUUGCGUGGAUAUAAGCUGAAAGUGAAACCAACCAAAGCGACCGAUCAGCGGUCGUACGCCGAUAGCGGAAAUCAUCAGGCACAGCAGUCGCAAUCGAAGUAUUGCAAAAACGCCAAACUAACGCGCAAUGAUAACUUCAUCCUGCGACGUCGCACCUCGAACGAUUACCAACGAUCGCCGGAUGGACGGCAGGCGUCACUGAGCGUGCUGCCAACGGGUGACGACACGUACGAUCCCGAUCCUGGCUACGGUCAGCCAGGAAUGGAAGACCACCAGGGCCAUCGGGAUUCGCGCUACGGUCAAAUGCAGAGCAAUCGGAUGAAGAAGGCACAAAGCUACAAUGAAAUACCGAGCGUGGGUAACGGUGCUGGACGCACCCGAUACCAUCCGGGUGCACUGAGCUCAAAGAUGAUCAAGAGCACUAACAAUCUGACAGAAGAGGACGAUUAUUAUAGCUACCUGCCACCGUCUCCUCCACCGCCCGUCACCGGGGCAGGCCCUUCGAUGAAGAACAAAAUCGAAAAGCAGAAAGAUCACAAGGUGAUCAUUUACUUCGGUGACUCGAUCGCGCACAGGAAAAGCGACAAGACCCGUCCGGCACCGCCACCACCGUCGGGCACUCCGCCACCGCCCAAGGUUAGCGAGCUGAACGUUUUUCACGCGCAGCGUCUGUGCGAGGAAACGGCAGAAAUGUUGCAGCAACGUGAGGGAGGCAGUAGCAGUGCCGGAAGCAGCCAUUGUGGAGGCGUUCCAAGCCGUCCAACCGUGCGCGAGGCACUGGAAAAGAAGUCCGAGCCUGCUAAUGGUAAACCGGGCAAGGAGUUCAUGAUGCAGCUAAAGUCCGUGCUGGAGGAAAAGAAUCGCGGAGGUUCGGCAGCAAGCGAAUCGCAACCAUCGUCCAGCGGUGUAACCGUACCGAUCGGUACCGCAGAACCUACAGCCACUGCCAGCCAAAGUGGUCAGGAGGAAUUACGACGACCAAGUCAAGAAACAAAGCCCAAACGAACGCACACACAGGUGGUGGAGAUACGGCGCGUCGAUAAGACGGUGGCAACGGAUGGAGCAACGGACACUUCGCUACCGUCAUUUGUCGAGAGCGUCAUUAACGGUGUCAUCAACAUCAAGAUUGAGGAAAGCUUCAAGGUGGCAUCGGAUAUUGUGCAGGCCGUGUUUGAGGAUCCGGGACCGGACGGAGGCACAGAGUAUGGCUACGAUGAUGACGAUGUUGGCGAUCCGUUCGAUUGGAGCUUCGUGCAGAACUGGAGAGCACGACCUUCCGGUACGGCUGUAACGAGCGGGCAGGUUAGUUCUCCGCCCAACACGUCCAGCAAUCAGAGCAGCAUCGGUCUCGCCAACAACCCAACGCACAAUGGUUCCAGCGCGAUCAGUGGUGGUGGUGGCAACUAUCCAGCCAGUCCUAAUGGCUUAUCGCCAGGGAACCAUUACAUAGCGUCAUCCAAUCCGGUUGCCUCGCCCGGUGCCCGCAUCCAGAGUCCGGCAAUCGCAACACCGGCUCCGAGAGUUUCUAAAGAAAUCGCUCUCCGUCCAGCCAAUGGGAAUGGUGACAUGCGUAACUUUAGCUUAUCUCCAGUCAACCAACAGUCGGGUGUUGGUGGACAGCCCACCGUAGAAAGCAACCUACCGAACUCACAAUCUAACGACGGCAACAGAAAGUUCCAUCAGCUUGCGGGACAGCAAGGCGGUUUACAACAUGGGCAAUCGCAUCCACUGGCCGGUGGUGUCCAUCAUCAACACCAUUCGCAGCAGCAACCGCAACAUGCGCAACAUCUGCAGCAACAGCAACAACAUCAGCAACACCAUCAGCAACAGUCCGGACCACAUCGUUCGGUGGCCGGUCCGACAAAGCUUACCGUUCAAAGCUCCCCUGUAAAGGCCCAGCCAGCAAUGGUAAGUGCCGGAUUGGACAAAUCGGUGGUAAAUUCCACCGGAAAUGGCAGCUCGGGCAACAACGACCUCAACAGCAAACGUACCGUUAACGGAAACGUGAUCAGUAGCGUUACCACGAUCAACGAGCAGCUCAACACGGGCAGCAAUAGUACGAGCAGUGGCAGUAGCGUAAGCCACCUAAAGCAACACUUCUCCCAGAGUCAUCAUGCUGUGCCGGCUUCGUACCAGGUGGCAGCUUCUACCGCGGUAAGCGGCAGUGCCGGAACAGCACAGCCCGGUACACAUUUGGCCAGCCCUGUUUCGAAGGGAGCCCCAUCGUUGGGGAUUACUCGAACGCACCAUCAUACCGGAACGCACGAUUUCCGAGGACUGCAGCGUGUUAACGAAUGUCACAGCUCGUCCGAUGAGAACCGCUCAUCCGGUCACGCCAGUAUGUCCGACACGGGCCACGGCAGUAGCUCGCCGGGAGGUGGCAACCGUACCGGCGGUCCGCUGGGCCCGUUGCCCGAGGAUCGUCUAGCGGCCGGUGUUACCAAUCGUAGUGCGCGUUCGCGAGCCAGCUCAAACCAUUCGCGCUCGCGGCACCGUGCCACGCCGGCCAAAAUACCGUGGGGCGGUGGCGGUCUGGAGGACAUCAAGAUGGCCAUCCAACAGCUGACGAUGCGUUCGCAUACGUCCACCUCGACGUACAGCAGUCUUAGCGCGGGCUCGGAAAGCUCGGAACCGGUGCGUCGGCUGGGCCGGUACAGCUCACUCGAGACGGUCAACACGAACGUGACCAGCGCGGAUGAGUUCGUUUGGGUCGAUUCGCACAAUCGAUUGGUGGAGCUGCAGCAUCCACCCUGGAGCCAGCACUGUGUGCUGCGCGUCAUUCGGACCGGACGCUGCCGCGAGUACGCAGAGCGGGUGUCCGUCGAAGCCGUACCACGUCUCGGAUAUUUACUGCAGCGCGCACUGGUACGUGUGGCCCGCGAGGUACAGCGAUUGUCCGGUAGUUUGGGCCUGUGCUCCAAGCACGAGGUGGCCGGUGCGUUCAAAAUCGUCCUGUCGCCCGCUUUAUCGGAUUCCUGCAUUAAGGCAUGUUUGCGAGCCGCCGCCAUGUUUGCCGUGCCGGGCGAUAGUGCACUGAAGCAGAGCAAAUCGGCUCGCGCUGGUUUGCAGCUGCCGGUUGGACGAUUCCACCGUUGGAUGGCCGACGCACGGUUGGGACGCUUCGUGCAUGAAUACGCCGCCGUAUAUUUGUGCGCCGGGUUGGAAAAUUUACUGGAGGAGAUAUUCCUACAGUGUCUCCCGACCGAUCCCGGGGCUGCCCUGACAGCGACCGGCCUAGAGCAUGCGAUCGCCGGUUCCGGGGACUUGUGGGGAUUGUUACAACCAUACGCACAUUUGAACGCAGGACGGGUCGCAUCGGGUGCCCUCACGAUGCCCCGUUGGGCUAGCCAAUCGUCUAUCAACUCGGGUGCGGUCGGUUCUAAUGCACUCGAGCCAUGUCUGCUGACCACCUGCGUUGGAAGUUUGAACGAGUUGAAAGACCUGGUCGGACGGGCGCAGCAACGUAGCCAGCACAUUCCCAUCUCGCAGACCGCGUUCCGCGUACUGUUCUACUUCAUGCGAUGCUCCCAGCUCGAGCACAACGAUGUAGGAGCCGCCACCAACGGUGCCGUCAACAACAUACAGGAACUGUGCUACGAACGGGCCUAUGUCGUAUUGCCACCGCUAGUCGAAUGGCUUCGGGUAUCGUCCGCACACGCCGAGUAUCGGCACGCGUUACUCAUCGACAAGGAUGACAUUAUGCAGGCGGCCCGAUUGCUGCUGCCAGGUGUGGACUGUCCACCUCGAUUAAUCGCUUCGGAAGAAGAGCUACCCUCCAAGAGGACAGCACUAUCCGGUACACAGAGCAUCAGCUCGUCGAACCAUUCCGGACAGACACAACCGCUCCACGGUUCCUUGACCUCAAACUCAUCCACAUCGACGACGAGCAGCAUUGAAGACUCGAGCGAAUGUGGACGGCGUGCGACGUACGCGUUAGCCUUCCGGCUAAUGCUAACCGGUCGACCAGAGCUGCUGAUACAGGCACUCUCAUUAGUCCCACCGACGACACGCUACGACACAUUGAACCACCAAGGAAUGACCGCACUAAUGAUAGCUGCUGCGCGUAAUGAUGAAACGGCCCUACAAACGCUGCUAGAUGCCGGUGCCGAUCCGAACGUCGAGGUACCUGCCUCAGGCCAUCCGAACUGUCCGGCGAUCCAUCCGGAAACGCAACACUGGACAGCGGUUACGUUUGCGGCCUGCAAAGGCAACUACCAGGCAUUGCGCAUUCUGCUCGAUCGUGGCGCCCAUGUCGAAGGUGGUGCUCGGCUCAGCGAAGACAAGUGCACACUGACCCCACUACAGGUAGCUAGCGGGUCGGGCAUUGUGGAGGUUGUGGCUCUUCUGCUCGCCCACGGUGCCCACGCCUUCCUAUCCACACAGCAGAAGGAUCUUCUAUGCUUCUCGGGCACGGCCCAACGAGGAUGCUACAGUGCUAUCUCGGUAUCGGCCGCCCAUGGACAACGGGUAACGUUGAGGAAGCUUUUGUCACAUCCAUUGGCACCGGGUAGCAGGGAGGUGUUGUCGCUGGAGGAAAUGCUUGCGGAAGGAGACGGAGGAAAUACGCGCACCCAGCUCGAUCGUCAACCGGAGGCCCCACCGACACUGAACAAAACCCAAAUCAAAAGUCUUCAAGAGGCCAUGUAUCAUAGUGCUGAAAAUAAUCAUUUAGAUAUUACCAUCGAGCUACGUGCGCUAGGUGUACCGUGGACCUUGCACUGCUGGAUGCACGCCCUGGCCGCCGCCCAUGAGCUGCGUCUCGAUGCCGUCAUUGAUCAGCUGCUGCAAGAUUUUCUGCAAGUUUGUCCCGACGACUACAGCCAGCAGUUUGUCACCGAAUGUUUGCCACUGCUGUUUAACAUUUUCCGCUACAGCAAGAAGGAAGGCACCACACUGCUGUUGGCCGAUAUCUUCAGCACCUGCUUCGGCUGGGAACCGAUCAAACCGAUCAAAGAGCCCGUCCUGCAGCCUUCGAACGGAUCGCGCAUUGAUCCCAAGUUCGUCAACAACCCGGAGCUAAGCGAUGUCACAUUUCGAGUGGAAAAUCGUAUCUUUUAUGGGCACAAAAUCGUUCUCGUCACCGCAUCUCCGCGUCUGCAGAGCAUGUUGAGCUCGAAGCUGAACGAAGGCACCGGCACACCGACCGUGCAGAUCAACGACAUUCGGUACCAUAUAUUCGAGUUGGUGAUGCAGUUCCUGUACAGUGGAGGAUGUAGCGCCCUAGAUGUGGCAGCAGGAGAUGUGCUGGAGUUGAUGGCAGCGGCCAGUUUCUUCCAGCUGGAAGGUCUUUUGCGGUACACGGAGGCACGCUGUGCUGAGAUGAUCGAUAUCGACAAUGUGGUCGCCAUGUACAUACAUGCGAAGGUAUAUAAUGCCCAAAAGCUGAUGGAAUAUUGUCAGGGUUUCCUGCUACAGAACAUGGUAGCUCUUCUGACGUACGACGAUUCAGUAAAGCGGUUACUGUUUGCCAAGAAAAUCCCCAACCAUGACGUGCUCACGGGUUUGCUGACCACGCUGCAAUCACGCAUCAAGGCACGACGAAACAGCAGUUCAGCGUCGAGUGGAGGAGGAGUAGGGGGAAAUAAUGCACCUGUAACUGGUCCUACCACCACAUCACCCAAUGCAGCACAAGUUAACCGCUCAUCUGCGAAGUCCGCUAAGUAGACUUGCAUUAAGGCACCAUUUUUUAUAUAUUUUAUUCAUCACUAUCGUCAUCACGUUCUGGUUCUGGUGUCUGUCCCGAGACUCAAACCAUGCACUGAUUGCAACACAAAAAAUAUAUGCUAUUGCUCUACCCUUUGUACUACGAUUUUAGUUGUGUUUUGGAACAGAACGGAAGUGACGAUAUUUGUAAUCGAAACAUAAAGUGUACAUUACUAUCCUAUAUACUAGACCUAGGUAGUACUCUACAUAUACUUUCAGAGCAUAGGAACAAGAACACAAAUUGCAGAUUAAAGAGCAAUAGUUAUACGUACUUUACCGAAAAUAUACAUAAUGUUAAACACCUCUGAGA
This is a messenger RNA of Anopheles funestus (African malaria mosquito), 12923 nucleotides long. RefSeq names its product ankyrin repeat and BTB/POZ domain-containing protein 2. Bases 6869 to 12574 code for a protein of 1901 amino acids. NCBI's taxonomy places the organism in Eukaryota, Metazoa, Arthropoda, Insecta, Diptera, Culicidae. Gene Ontology annotation, molecular function: structural constituent of chromatin; DNA binding; protein heterodimerization activity. The record is from RefSeq and is a predicted model, not a curated record. The transcript is spliced from 10 exons. Gene Ontology annotation, cellular component: nucleosome.